ACGGAGUUCCGAGAGAUUACAGGACUAAUACGGUAAUACCUAAGCGAUGGCGACAGCGCUGGUGCGAUCAACUCUUCUUCGAACCGCUCUGCGAGGAGGAGGACGUGGCUCCGCCGUUCCUAGUAGAAACUUCGCUUCCUCUGCUCAUCACGACGAUGCUUACGAGACUGCCAAGUGGGAGAAGAUUACAUAUCUGGGCAUUGCUACCUGCACUGUUUUAUCCAUUUAUAAUCUGUCAAGGAGUCAUCAUUACCAUGAAGAGCCUCCCGGAUACCCAUAUUUACACAUCCGCAAUAAGGAAUUUCCAUGGGGUCCAGAUGGUCUUUUUGAAGUGAAACACUAGCAUCGUUGUCAUGCUCAGGGUUAUUUUGCGGCACCUGUGCUUUUAACCAUUGCUCUUCCCCUGUUGAUGUUAAGACAAUGCCAAUGAUGGCAUUUUCAUAUUCUUUUAUGAAAUUUGAUCUAUAUCUUACGGUACAUAUUAUUUGUUCAUGCUUGUUUCCCAUGCAUUUAAGUAAAAUAAAAUUGCAAUUACAUUCGAUAGUGUAUUUCUGUA
Prosopis cineraria is the source of this 556-nucleotide messenger RNA. Its product is annotated as cytochrome c oxidase subunit 6a, mitochondrial-like. NCBI's taxonomy places the organism in Eukaryota, Viridiplantae, Streptophyta, Magnoliopsida, Fabales, Fabaceae. The record is from RefSeq and is a predicted model, not a curated record. Gene Ontology annotation, biological process: mitochondrial electron transport, cytochrome c to oxygen. Gene Ontology annotation, cellular component: mitochondrial inner membrane. The coding region runs from base 47 to 343 and encodes 98 amino acids. The transcript has 4 exons. Gene Ontology annotation, molecular function: enzyme regulator activity.